AAUAAUCAAGAUUUGCAGAUUUGUGAACUCACACACACCAAAGACUGAAACUAAACAAACAAACAAACAUCGUCGUCUUCAUCGUCAUAAUCAUCUAAUUCUUCUUCUUUGUUCAGCUUCCGUAACCGUAACGUUAACGUCGUCGUCAUCGUCGUUUAUCCCAAAACGAUGGACUUCACCACUUUCGCAAAUUCCAUAUCCUAUUCUCAUGCAAUUCCUCCAAUACACCCUUAUCGCCUUCAACCCUCUCCUUUUCCCCUUCACCUCCCAUUUUCGAAUUUAAAGCGUUCGGGUUUGGUUAAGAAUCGGCUAAUUGCUCGUUGCACUUCUAAGUCCGAUGAAUUUGGUUCUGUUAAUGGGUUGCAAUUCACGCCCAAUAAGCUUUUUGUGGAGGAGGCUAUUGGGGCUGAAUAUGGGGAAGGCUUUGAGACUUUUAGGGCAGAUGGACCACUAAAAGUUGAUGUGGACUAUUUGAAUGAGAAAUUGCAAGAUGGUUUUCUUCAGCGCAUACGCUAUGCUAUGAAACCAGAUGAAGCUUAUGGACUGAUCUUCUCUUGGGACAAUGUGGUGGCUGGUACACGAGCUCUAAAAAGGAAGGCAUGGGAGCAGCUGGCCUUUGAAGAGGGAAAGGAUAUUCCAGAAGAAGGUGAUAUGCACAAAUUACUGUUUUAUGCAGGUGCUGAUUAUGUGUUGCAUAAGUUUUUUCUCUCAGAUAAGGCGGAAAAUGAGCUGAAUAGGCUAAAGUUAAGGUUUUCUCAGAUAUAUUAUGAUAAUCUUGUCAGACUUGAAAAACCAAUGGAUGGCCUCAAUGACUGGUUGGAAGCAGUUUAUACAGCUCGCAUCCCCUGUGCUGUGGUUUCAAGUCUUGAUAGAAGAAAUAUGUUAGAGGCUUUGGAGCGAAUGGGGCUCAGCAAGUAUUUCCAGGCAAUUGUGACAGAAGAGGAUGGAAUGGAGUCAAUAGCUCAUAGAUUUCUUUCUGCUGCUGUCAAGUUGGAUCGGAAACCUUCCAAGUGUGUGGUUUUUGAAGAUGAUCCUAGAGGAGUAACUGCUGCGCACAAUUGUACAAUGAUGGCCGUAGCAUUAAUUGGAGCUCAUCCUGCGUAUGAUUUGGGGCAGGCUGAUCUUACCGUUGCUAACUUUAGUGAACUUUCUGUGAUCAACUUGCGAAGACUAUUUGCUAACAAGGGUUCUUCAUUUAUGGACUUACAGAAGCAGAUCAUAGAGAAAACUCCUCCCAAAAGGAAACUUACGAUAGACACCAUUUUUUAAUACAUUUUCCUUCCCAUCCCCCCCCGCUAAAUUUCCUUGUAAUUAAAUAGUUAUGCUGUCGUAAUUUUUUUUUUAUAUAUAAUAAAAAUUGCAAUCAGUUCGGUCUGAUUUAAUCCGUAUGUUUUAUAUCAAUUUCUUUUCUUUUCACUUA
Glycine soja is the source of this 1420-nucleotide messenger RNA. RefSeq names its product 5-amino-6-(5-phospho-D-ribitylamino)uracil phosphatase, chloroplastic-like. The coding region runs from base 169 to 1269 and encodes 366 amino acids. The transcript has 11 exons. The record is from RefSeq and is a predicted model, not a curated record. Lineage: Eukaryota; Viridiplantae; Streptophyta; Magnoliopsida; Fabales; Fabaceae.